Molecule: messenger RNA, 4187 nt
Organism: Rhododendron vialii
Lineage: Eukaryota; Viridiplantae; Streptophyta; Magnoliopsida; Ericales; Ericaceae
Product: probable LRR receptor-like serine/threonine-protein kinase At1g56140
Exons: 33
Coding region: 121-3849 (1242 amino acids)
Biological process (GO): protein phosphorylation
Molecular function (GO): protein binding; ATP binding; protein kinase activity
Source: RefSeq, a predicted model, not a curated record
UCUCUCUCUCUCUCUCUUUAAUAUUGUAUAUAAUCUGAAGUUCUGAACACGUACAUAUAGGCGAGGCUUGAACGGAUCUCCCUUGAUUACCAAUCCAUUUAACUUAGGAAGAGGAAAGUAAUGGGUGGAUCACCAACACAAUCAGUUCUCUGUGCCUUGGCCUUUUACUUUGUUUCCCUCAUGGACUUGGUUCAGAUUGUCCGAGCUCAAAAUGGUACUACUCCUCCUUCCGAAGUGAGUGCUUUGAACUCCGUCUUCAGCCAAUGGGGACUAUCCCCAGCAUAUUAUCAAUGGAACAUUAGCAGAGAACCAUGCAGUGGAGCCGCCAUCGACGCUACGGCCGCUACCGCUCUUGAUGUCACCUUUGGAAAUUACAAUCCCGGUAUCAAAUGCGAUUGCAAUGGGACUGUUUGCCACAUUACCCAACUCCAAGUCUAUGCUCUGGAUGUUACUGGAGGAAUCCCGGAGGAGCUGUGGUCUUUGACUUCCCUCACAUAUUUGAACUUGGUCAAAAAUUACCUGACUGGUCCCCUGUCUUCAUCCAUUGCCAAUCUAACUCAAAUGCAGAGGCUGUACCUGGCGGGUAAUGCAUUAUCGGGGGAGGUUCCAAAGGAACUUGGAAAACUAACUAAUCUCACAGUUUUAAGCAUUAGCAUGAAUAACUUCUCUGGCUCUCUCCCAUCAGAACUGGGGAAUUUGAUAAAAUUAGAGGAACUCUACUUCGACAGUUCUGGAGUUAGUGGAGCUAUUCCAUUGACAUUUACUGCUCUACAAAGCCUCUUAGCAGUGUGGGGUUCGGAUAAUGAACUCACAGGGAGCAUACCUGAAUUCAUAGGGAACUGGUCAGAACUUAGCUCCCUGGACUUGUUCCGAAAUUACCUGACUGGUCCCCUGUCUUCAUCCAUUGCCAAUCUAACUCAAAUGCAGUGGCUGAGCCUGGGGUUUAAUGCAUUAUCGGGGGAGGUUCCAAAGGAACUUGGAAAACUAACUAAUCUGAGAUCAUUAAGCAUUAGCACGAAUAACUUCUCUGGCUCUCUCCCAUCAGAACUGGGGAAUUUGAUAAAAUUAGAACACCUCUUCUUCCACAGUUCUGGAGUUAGUGGAGCUAUUCCAUCUACAUUUGCUGCUCUACAAAACCUGCAAAUAGUGUUGGGUUCGGAUAAUGAACUCACAGGGAGCAUACCUGAAUUCAUAGGGAACUGGUCAAAACUUAGCGUCCUGAACUUGGUCCAAAAUUACCUGACUGGUCCCCUGUCUUCAUCCAUUGCCAAUCUAACUCAAAUGCAGUCGCUGUACCUGGGGUAUAAUGCAUUAUCGGGGGAGGUUCCAAAGGAACUUGGAAAACUAACUAAUCUCACACAAUUAAGCAUUAGCACGAAUAACUUCUCUAGCUCUCUCCCAUCAGAACUGGGGAAUUUGAUAAAAUUAGAGCAAUUCUACUUCGACAGUUCUGGAGUUAGUGGAGCUAUUCCAUCUACAUUUGCUGCUCUACAAAACCUCUCAACAGUGUGGGGUUCGGAUAAUGAACUCACAGGGAGCAUACCCGAAUUCAUAGGGAACUGGUCAAAACUUAGCUCCCUGAGGUUUCAAGGAAACGCCUUUGAAGGUGGAAUACCGUCAACAUUUUCCAAAUUGACCUCGUUGACGGACUUGAGAAUAAGCGAUUUAUCCAACGGAAGCUCUUCACUGACAUUUUUGAACGAUAUGACAUCUCUGACUCUGAGUACCUUAAUUCUAAGGAAUAACAAUAUUUCUGGUACUAUCCCCUCCAAUAUUGGUGAUUUUCCGAGUUUGUCUCAACUGGAUUUGAGCUUUAACAAUUUAACUGGACCAAUUCCAGAUUCUCUCUUCAAUUUGAGAUCUCUCUCUUACUUGUUUCUUGGGAAUAAUAAAUUGACUGGAAUGCUUCCCACGACAAAGAGUCCUUCUCUUCUGCAUAUAGACGUGUCAUACAAUCAAUUAGUGGGGGAACUUCCAUCUUGGGCAAACAACAGUGUUCUGGCUACGGGAUUGGACUGUAUUCAACAGAACUUUCCCUGCCUUGGGGAUAUUCGCAGUUCUCCUAAGUAUUCUGACUUUGCAAUUAAUUGUGGUGGUCCAGAGAUGACAUCUAGUAGUCAGAUUGUAUAUGAGGGGGACAACGACGCUCUUGGUCCAGCUACUUAUUAUGAGGCUAGUACAAAAAGGUGGGCAGUAAGUAAUGUCGGGGGCUUCAGCGACAAUACUGAUCUCCAGUAUACGAGUGUCUCUUCAUCUCAAGUCAUAACUAAUUUGGACUCGAGGCUGUUCCUCACAGCACGGUUAUCGCCGGGAUCACUAAGAUAUUUUGGGCUGGGACUUGACAAUGGUAAUUACAAUGUGACUCUCUAUUUCGCAGAGACAGAAUUCUUAAAUCCCCCAACUUGGAAAAGUCUUGGAAGGCGUGUUUUUGAUAUAUACAUCCAGGGGAAUCUAGUUUGGAAAGAUUUCGAAAUAAAAAAGGAGGCCGGUGGUGUCUCUUUACAAAUUCAGAAGGUUUUCCCAGCUCAGGUAUCAAAAAACUACCUUGAAAUUCAUCUAUUUUGGGCUGGUAAAGGGACUUGUUGUGUACCUGUUGUUGGUACAUUUGGACCUUCUAUUUCAGCAAUCAGUGCUGUCCCAGAUUUCAUCCCCACAAUUCGUAAAACCCCUACAUCCGGCAAAAAGAGUAAGAUUGGUUUGAUUGUGGGGAUUGUUGUUCCUGUUGGAGUUGUAAGCUUUCUAUCUUUCCUUGCGCUCUAUUGGUUUGUCCUUUGCCGAAAAAGGCCGGGAUGGGACGACGAUGAAGAGCUCCUAGGGAUGGAUGUUAGGCCCUACACUAUCAGUUAUGCAGAACUAAAGGCUGCAACAGAAGAUUUUAAUCUUGCAAACAAACUUGGGGAGGGAGGCUUUGGACCUGUUUUUAAGGGAACACUUAAUGAUGGGAAGGUUAUUGCUGUCAAGCAAUUGUCUGUGGCCUCUCGCCAAGGAAAGGAUCAAUUUGUUGCAGAGAUUGCUACAGCAUCUGCUGUUCAACACCGAAAUCUUGUGAAAUUGUACGGAUGCUGCAUUGAGGGGAAGAAACGACUGAUUGUUUAUGAGUAUCAUGAAAACAAGAGUCUUGAUAAAGCAUUGUUUGCAGGGAAGACAAGUUUGUUUCUUAACUGGCCCAUCCGCUUUGAUAUAUGCUUGGGUGUAGCAAGGGGUCUAGCUUAUCUUCACGUGGAAUCUCGGCUUCGCAUUGUACACAGGGAUGUUAAGGCCAGCAAUAUUCUUCUUGACUCUGACCUCAACCCCAAAGUUUCUGAUUUUGGUUUGGCCAAACUUUUUGAUGACAAAAAGACCCACAUUAGUACCCGUGUUGCAGGGACAUUUGGGUAUCUUGCACCUGAGUAUGCUAUGCUUGGACAACUUACAGAAAAGGCCGAUGUGUUUGGCUUUGGUGUUGUAGCUUUGGAGAUUGUCAGUGGAAGGCCAAAUACUGACUCGAGCUUGGAAAAAGAAAAGAUCUAUCUUCUUAACUGGGCCUGGCAUGUGCAUGAAAACAACCGUGAAGUUGAGCUAGUGGAUGCUAGAUUGUUAGAAUUUGACGAGGAAGAAGUAAAACGAGUUAUACAAGUAGCUCUUUUGUGCACCCAGACAUCUCCACAUCAACGCCCCUCCAUGCCGUGUGUAGUGGCGAUGCUUUCAAGAGACAUUGAAGUUAGUGCAGUUACUUCACGGCCUGGAUAUUUGACUGACUGGAACUUCGACACAUCCAGUUUUAUGACUACAGAUGCUCCAACUAGAGAAAACGAACAUAGCCAAUUCAGUUCAUCAACGAGUCGGAUACUCCAAGUGCAACGAACAUAGCCGAUUUCGUUCAUCAACGAGUGCAAGCAUGGCAACAAAUCCGGGGUUAGAGAUUUUCAACGUAAUAAAUGGGUUUUUAUUUGGGAUUUUUUGAAAAAAAAAUUUCUUUUUUGUAUUUUGAUUGAUUUUUGUGAAAUUUUGCGACACUUUUAAUUUUACAUGGAUUAUGACUUUAUGUGAAUAAUUAUAACACUCAUUAAAUUGGAAUGUGUUUAUUCAGAAAGGGUGUGUAACAUGGGGGUGCCUACUAGGGGCAUUGUCCUUCCCAAUUAAUUGAUGUCUACAAGAGGUAUGGCUCUAUGCAAAAAGGUGCCCCGGUGAGAGACAUGAUUUUUCCU